AUGUCUUCCUAUGUUCUUCUCGCAAACUUGAGAGCAGGCCGUUGCUCAAACACCGCUGAAGUGCGUCUUCUGAGGUUCUGGGAAGCUCGCAACGUCAGGAAAGAUGGAGAGCUUAUGAGCCUUGACAUGCUUCUCCUCGAUGAACAGAUAAAUCCGAUAGUGUUCUGUUUCUUAUUUCUGUCAGUUAGACCUAGGUGUUUAAUUGUUUGGUUUAUUCUUGACUCGUUGCAGUCUAUGCUGAUACACGGGAGCAUCAACUCAAGCCGCGUUGACACUUUCCGGAGGCGGCUCAGUGAAGGCUCUGUUUACUCUCUCAGUGGUUUCGACGUCGCACGGGCUAACCCAAAAUUCCGACUCUCUGUGUCUCCGGUGUCCAUACGCUUCAAUGAUGGAACAUUUUUUGAAACAAAAACUGACUCGGACAAGGACAUUCCGACUGAGUUAUUCAGGUUUCGCAGCCAUGAACAGCUUCUGACAUUGGCAAACACUAACAGAGAGCUCCCAGGUCUAUCUCUUCUGUACUAA
This is a messenger RNA of Brassica oleracea var. oleracea, 525 nucleotides long. RefSeq lists its product as uncharacterized. The record is from RefSeq and is a predicted model, not a curated record. NCBI's taxonomy places the organism in Eukaryota, Viridiplantae, Streptophyta, Magnoliopsida, Brassicales, Brassicaceae. The transcript has a single exon. The coding region runs from base 1 to 525 and encodes 174 amino acids.